AUGAAUUAUCUCGUUUUUAUUCAUUCGAAUGAUUUAGCUCCAGCGUGCCAGGAUGGCGAUAUAAGUUGUAAGGACGGUAGCUGUGUCCCAGGAAAACGAUGCGAUCACAUUUUCGACUGUCUGGAUAAUUCCGACGAACAGGGUUGUGAAGGUUUCUGUUCUCUAUCGGAAUUUCAAUGUGACGACGGAGCAUGUAUAGACGACCGGUUACGUUGCGAUAAGCUUAGAGACUGUCGCGAUGGUUCCGAUGAAAAGGAGUGCGCAUGCGGUCCUGAUGAAUUUGAUUGUGGCGAAAAUUGUAUAGAUCUAAAGUACCGUUGCGACCAAUAUGAAGACUGUAAAAAUGGCCAAGAUGAAAUUGGCUGUGGUACUAAAUGUAAUCGCGAUGAAUUUGAAUGCGUCCCAGAUGGAAGCUGCAUACCUGAUAGCCAAAAAUGCGACGGUCGUCCUGAUUGCAGUGACAAUUCCGAUGAGUAUGACUGUCCCCCUGUAGGCCCUACAUGUAGAUCCAACCAGCUGAGAUGCAGUGACGGGUCCUGCAUAGAAUCCUACCAGCAGUGUGAUGGGAUCAAAGAUUGUCCGUCCGGCUCAGACGAGGAAGGAUGUC
Molecule: messenger RNA, 607 nt
Organism: Anoplophora glabripennis (Asian longhorned beetle)
Lineage: Eukaryota; Metazoa; Arthropoda; Insecta; Coleoptera; Cerambycidae
Product: low-density lipoprotein receptor
Exons: 3
Molecular function (GO): protein binding
Source: RefSeq, a predicted model, not a curated record